This is a messenger RNA of Lucilia sericata (common green bottle fly), 1453 nucleotides long. RefSeq lists its product as uncharacterized. The transcript has a single exon. The record is from RefSeq and is a predicted model, not a curated record. Bases 169 to 1332 code for a protein of 387 amino acids. NCBI's taxonomy places the organism in Eukaryota, Metazoa, Arthropoda, Insecta, Diptera, Calliphoridae.
AUUCUGCAAUUUUUGGAAUAGGCAUCCCUACGUACACACAUAUGUAAAUACUUAAAAAAAUAUUUAAAAAAAUCAUAAAUUUUGUAAAUUUAUAAGGCCGCAGGAGUUUAGAAAUCAAAAUUAUUAAAGUUAUUAUUUCACCGGAAUUUCAAUUUAGAUCGAUAAAAAAUGUCUUAUCAAAUAAAAUCGACAUCAUACAUUCAGCGCAUGCCAUCGAAGAGCAAACAAAAUGACCAAUUACAGAUGCUUCAAAAAGAGUAUGAACGUAUGAACUUUUUAAAUGAGUCUAAGAUUGAGAUGAAAAUGCGUCAAGUACGCUUGAAUAGGUUGUUUAAGGAAAUUGAACAGAUAAAAAAAUUUAAUUUAGAGAGACGUCAUCGGAUGCACCCUAAAAGAUGCGACAGUUCUAAAACCAAAGAAACUGAACGGUUGCAAAUCUUCAAAAAAGCUAAAAACUUGGGUCAGUACUUUUCUCAGCGCAAUUUAAGAGAAACAAAUAGGAAAAGGCGUCAAUUACCCCGAAAGAGUCGCAGACUGGCAGAGGCACAGCCAGAAACUUCUGUAUUAAAACGCAUCAAGUACGGGAAUGAAAUAUCUAAUUGGAACAUGCAAAAUAUUCAACAUAAGAAUGCAUGUAAAGAGUUUAGAACAUAUCGUAAAGAAUGCUCAACCAAUAUUAAAAUCAAUUUUAAAAACCAUCCAAAAAGCAAUAUUAAAAAAUUAAAAAAGACAACUCAUUUUGUCUCCAACUCAUUAAAAAACAAGGAAGUUAACACUACAUCGAAGAUACAAGACAAUUCAAACGACUGCAUUAAUCUUCAUAUAGAUAGAAACGGUGAAGCUAAGACUUCGGUUUUAACUUUAAGUGGAAAUGUUCAUCUUAUAGAUUUAGAAAUUUGCGAUAAAAUGCAUGAAGCAAUAUUAACAAAUGAUGACAGUCUUCAAGUCAUUGUACCCUAUAAAUCACCCAGAGCUGUAAAAAAUUGGCAAAAACUAGCAACACUUAUAAGGGAUAAAUCUAAAAUAUAUCAAUCAAAUAAAGUUUGUGAACAAACCGACUAUGAAACCAAGCAUCUUAAAAAAUUGAACAACAAACAAUUGGAAAGUUCUGAAUUCCUUAGAAAUGGAAGGCCACUUAAGUCCUUGGAUGAGAAAUUUAGUUUUACCCCAAAUCUACCAGACUCAAUGCCCGAUUUUAUACAAAAUAGUAAAUGCUUAAAGCCUCUUACUAUUUCGGCCAAUGAUAUGUAUUACCCCGGUUGGGAAGAAAAACAUUAUAGUUCCAAAUUUAGUGUAGGAAAGUUACGUAGAGUUUUUGAAAAUAGUAGUUAAAAUUAAAAACUAAUUUUAUUUAACCAAAUGUAAAAAUUAAAAACUUUAUCAUCAUGAUACAACCAGUAAUUGUUAUAUUAUGCUUUAUCAUAAAAUACAAUUUUAUCAUAAUUGUUGUUAA